Molecule: messenger RNA, 342 nt
Organism: Panicum virgatum (switchgrass)
Lineage: Eukaryota; Viridiplantae; Streptophyta; Magnoliopsida; Poales; Poaceae
Exons: 1
Coding region: 1-342 (113 amino acids)
Source: RefSeq, a predicted model, not a curated record
AUGAAGGAUCUUGGACCGGUGCACUUCUUCCUCGGCAUUCGGGUCCAGCGAACCGCGUCAGGCUUCUUCCUCUCGCAAGAACAGUACACCGACGACGUCCUCGAUCGCGCGGGUAUGUCGGACUGUAAACUGGCAUCAACUCCGGUCAACACCAAGGCCAAACUCUCGAGUUCGGAAGGUCAGCCCGUCGCCGAUCCGUCGUUCUACCGCAGCAUCGUCGGGGCGCUGCAGUAUUUGACAUUGACACGCCCGGACCUCGCCUAUGCUGUGCAACAAGCCUGCCUCCACAUGCACGAUCUGCGGGACGUUAACUGGACAUUCGUCAAGCAAAUACUCCGGUAG